AUGUCCUUAAUUCUCGAAGUUUGCGUCGACUCUAUCGAGUCUGCUUUGGCAGCCGUUGAGGCUGGAGCAGAUCGUCUUGAAUUAUGCGGCAAUCUAGGUCUUGGAGGAGGAACCACCCCCAGCCUUGGGCUUUUGAAAGCUGUUCGAAAGGUGGCACCUACAAUUCCGAUCAUGAUUAUGAUUAGACCUCGGACGGGUGACUUUGUAUAUACUGAGGCUGAAUUCGAAGUGAUGAUCGAAGAUAUACGCUAUUUUAGAGAGAAUGGCGUCCAAGGCAUCGUGUUCGGCGUUCUCACUCCCGAAGGAGAUGUGGACAUCACCCGUACUCAGCGUCUUGUCUUGGAAGCUUUGCCUUUGCAAGUCUGCUUCCAUAGAGCAUUUGAUAUGACUCGUGAUGCGAGGAAUGCAUGGCACCAGUUGUCUAAAAUUGAUGGACUAACCCGGAAUCCUGACGAGGCAAGCGUCACAUUCAGGGGCAUUGCCGUCACCUCGGCCAAUUCUCUCGAUGUCUUGAAGGAUCUACUUGACCUUACGAAUAACCAGGAGACACGCAUCGAAAUCCUUCCGGGAUCUGGCAUUAAUUCAUCUACUGUCGGUCCUUUAUGCCAGGCAUUGCUGCCCCAUGGCCUGCGUGAAGUGCAUAUGAGCGGUGGACAUUGGAUCGAUGGAGCUUCCAUUUGGCGACGAGAUGGAAUGGGAAUGGGCAUCGGUGGAGUCGGUGAAUGGGGAAUUUGGAGGACAAACGCGAGCGCAGUCCGUGCAGUCAAAGACGUCAUCAAUUCCUUUAGCCACUCGGAAGCAUGA
This is a messenger RNA of Suillus paluster, 804 nucleotides long. Its product is annotated as copper homeostasis CutC domain-containing protein. Lineage: Eukaryota; Fungi; Basidiomycota; Agaricomycetes; Boletales; Suillaceae. The coding region runs from base 1 to 804 and encodes 267 amino acids. The record is from RefSeq and is a predicted model, not a curated record. The transcript is spliced from 7 exons. Gene Ontology annotation, molecular function: copper ion binding.